GGGGGAGUCAGCACCCACACAUGCCAGACGCCUACCCCAGAGGCCAUCUCCCACGCUCUGCCCCCAGCUCCUCGAAUUUUCAACUUUGUUUUUUUGGAGCGGCAGGUUUGAGGGUGCCUUUCCCAGCGGAUGUCCAGCUGGAAGAGCCGGCGGCUGCCCCGGCAGCACCUUCACUGGAGAGGAUUCUGAGAGAAAUGAAGAAAGCCAUCAGAAAUGAAGUUAGUAGCCUCAUGGCCUUCUGUUAACUGGACUGGAGUCUCAUUUCUGCAGUUCCUUGAAAGGACCCUCUACACAACCAACACGAUGUCGGCUGAGGUCAUCCAUCAGAUUGAAGAGGCACUUGAUGACGAUGAGAAGGAGAUGCUUCUUUUUCUGUGUCGGGAUGUUGCUGUAGAUGUGACUGCAUGUAAUGUCAGGGACCUUUUGGAUAGUUUAAAUGAGAGAGGAAACCUGACUGUCAUGGGCCUGGCUGAGCUGCUCUACAGAGUAAGGCGGUUUGACUUGCUCAAGAGGAUCUUGAAGAUGGACAAAAUGACCGUGGAGGCCUACCUGCUCAGGCACCCUCAUCUCAUUUCAGACUACAGAGUACUGAUGACUGAGAUUGGUGACAAUUUGGAUAACUCAGAUAUGUCCUCAUUAAUUUUUCUCAUGAGGGAUUAUAUGGGCCGAAGCAAGACAGCCAAGAACAAAGAUAAGAGUUUCUUGGAUCUUGUGAUGGAAUUGGAGAAACUAAGUCUGGUUGCUCCAGAUCAAUUGGAUUUAUUAGAAAGAUGCCUAAAGACCAUCCACAGAAUAGACCUGAAGACAAAAAUCCAGAAAUACAAGCAGUCUGCUCAAGCAACAGGAACAAAUUAUAUAAAUGCUCUCCAGGCCUCUCUCCCAAACCUGAGUCUUAAGGAUCCUUCUUAUAACCUAAGGCUUCAGAAUGGGAGAAGUAAAGAACAGAGACUCGUGGUGAGACAGCCUGACAUUCAAAGAGAACCAGUGAAGACAUCCAUUCAAGAAUCAGGAGCAUCUUUGCCUCGGCACAUACCAGAAGAAAGAUACAGGAUGCAGAGCAAACCCUUAGGAAUCUGCUUGAUAAUUGACUGCAUCGGCAAUGACACAGAGCUUCUUCAGAAUACCUUCACUUCCCUGGGCUAUGAAGUCCGGUGUUUCUUGCUUCUGUCUAUGGAAAACAUAAUUCAGAUUCUCCGCGAAGUUGCCCAUAUGCCUCGACACCAAGACUACGACAGCUUCGUGUGUGUCCUGAUGAGCCGAGGGAACUCCCACAGCGUGUUUGGUGUGGACCCGUCUCCCUCAGGGUUACCUUUAGAUCACAUCAGGAGGAUGUUCAUGGGAGACACAUGCCCUUAUCUGGUAGGAAAGCCAAAACUCUUUUUCAUUCAGAACUAUGUGAAGACAGAGUACCAUCCGGAGGACUGUGGCAUCCUGGAGGUGGAUGGGCCAGCAGUGAACAACGUGGACUCCAAGGCAAGGCAGCCUGGGCCCUGCAUGGUUCACCGAGAAGCUGACUUCCUCUGGAGCUUGUGCAGAGCAGACGUGUCUCUGCUGGAGCGGCCCUCCAUCUCGCCAUCCGUGUACCUGCAGUUUCUCGCCAAAAAACUGUGGCAAGAAAGAAGACGACCACUUGUGGAACUCCACAUUGAACUGAAUAACAGUGUAUAUAACUGGAACAGAGGAGUGUCUGAUAAAGAGAGGUACUACGUCAGUCUGCAGCAUACCCUGAGAAAAGAACUCAUUCUCUCCUGCAAUUGAAAAGCCAAUGACU
Molecule: messenger RNA, 1771 nt
Organism: Phyllostomus discolor (pale spear-nosed bat)
Lineage: Eukaryota; Metazoa; Chordata; Mammalia; Chiroptera; Phyllostomidae
Gene: CFLAR
Product: CASP8 and FADD like apoptosis regulator
Exons: 10
Coding region: 214-1758 (514 amino acids)
Biological process (GO): proteolysis; negative regulation of extrinsic apoptotic signaling pathway via death domain receptors
Molecular function (GO): cysteine-type endopeptidase activity; protein binding
Source: RefSeq, a predicted model, not a curated record